Uloborus diversus is the source of this 1358-nucleotide messenger RNA. RefSeq lists its product as uncharacterized. Lineage: Eukaryota; Metazoa; Arthropoda; Arachnida; Araneae; Uloboridae. The record is from RefSeq and is a predicted model, not a curated record. The transcript has 6 exons. Bases 90 to 1358 code for a protein of 422 amino acids.
UCUUGUACAACUAAGUUUGUUGCUAGUUGUCACUUUUGAAUUUGUUAUUAUACCUAUAUUUAAAAUUAGUUAGCUUUUAUCAUCAAACAAUGUAUAAGAUUUUACUGUUUGCUUAUGUGAAUCUUUUCCACUCCAAGGGCUUUGUUUUCAUACAAAAUGAAAUCACUGUUCAAAAUGAAAACACUGUGGUUAAGGACAACCUGCUGCAGAGCAGUCACCAGGUUCCUGUCAAUUUGUCCGAGGUGCAAACCAACUUCAAGCAAAUGGAAGCUGAUGGUUUUACAGAAAAUAACAUAGCAGCGUCUUCAACUUGUCUUCCUUCACAUGAGAAGAAAAAGAAAAGGGAAUUAAAACCUGUGUCUUUACCUGGCAGCUUUUCUAGAGUUCUAGACCCACUUCUGGAAGGGCAUAUGAUAUCUGAGCAAGACCAUGCACGUUUAAGUUCAAUCUUAAAAGAUGAACUGAUUCUGUUUCUUAAUCAAGAAAACAUGAUUGUCGAGGGGAAUUCAAGUUCUCUGAGGUGGCAAUAUAGGGAUCUUGGGGAAACUCUGAUGGAUAAAUAUCCAAAAAUGAUUUGGGAUUUGCCCAGCAAACGGCAAAAAAAAGUCAAGAGUUCAAAGGCCCCAAUUUAUGGUACAUUCAUCCGAAGAUUGAGUGAGAGGAGAAAAAUGCAAAGACUUCGGUCACAAAAAAAAGAAGCAAAAUCUGUGCAGCCAGCAGAUAUUAUCGUAGAAGUUGAAGUUUCUCAAGAGGAUGCUCUUGUUGAACUAACAUCUGUCACAUAUGAAGCUGUAAAGAAUGAAACGAAUACUGAAAGGAUUACACAUUUGUUAAAGAAAUCCUUCAGCUUAAGGCAAAAUCAAGAGCUCUCAAAAUUACCUCCAUACUUGAUGGUACAAAAAUAUCUUGAAGUUGAAGUUGAACUUCGCUUUGAAACUGCUUUUGGAGCAAUGGUUGUGCAGCUAAAAAAUGCAUUAAAAAAAAUGGCUGCUCAUUAUUCAAUUCCAGAGACAGUUCUGGAAAUGGAAAAGUUGAUGCAACCUAAAAGAUCAUGCUGGAAUGCCAUUUCAAUGAUUGAUCUUACUGAUGAUGCAAAAAGGCCUGGGCCAAGCAUCUUUUUUGGGGAGAGGCCGUGCAUCAUGGCCAAUGGAGGUCAAGUCAUUGGACUAAAGAAAGACUGCUCAUUAGAAGAGGCAGCGAUUUUAUUGCUGGGUGUGUAUUUUAUUUUAAAUCUCAGUUUUCCCGCUGCCUAUGGACAAUUUUUGGGACUAUUACAGAACAUCUUGACAAAGGAUAAGUUUCCUAAAUCCUUUUCCUCUAGACAUCUCCUGGCUGUCACUGCAAAUGUGUCUUUAUAA